Molecule: messenger RNA, 1776 nt
Organism: Gloeophyllum trabeum ATCC 11539
Lineage: Eukaryota; Fungi; Basidiomycota; Agaricomycetes; Gloeophyllales; Gloeophyllaceae
Exons: 11
Coding region: 1-1776 (591 amino acids)
Source: RefSeq, a predicted model, not a curated record
AUGGCCAACGCUCAGUUUCGCAAGCCCUAUGGCGGUUCCACUCGUAAACUCGUGGUCGCGCUCGAUGUCGGCACGACGUGCAGUGGCGUCUCGUACAGUAUUCUCGAUCCCGGGAUCGUCCCUCAGAUAUUGACCGUGACUACAUAUCCCGGCCAAACUAGCUCGGGAGGGGACUCUAAAGUCCCUUCCGUCUUAUACUACGACGCCGAUGGUGUUCUACAAGCCGCUGGUCAAGAGGCGGAGAAUUUGCGUGAAAGUGGGGAAGCCGAGGACAAUGAGUGGAUCAGAGUAGAAUGGUUCAAGCUUCAUCUGCGGCCGAAGGAGAUGAAUGCUUCGCAUGUAAAAGACGGCGAUAUACCUCCGCUUCCCGCCAACAAGACCGUCGUGGACGUGUUCGCCGAUUUCCUCGCGUAUCUAUUCCAGUGCGUGAAGAACUAUAUCAGCACCGCACACGCUGCCGGCGAGACUCUCCUACAAUCCCUCCAGGGCAGUAUCGACUUUGUCAUGGGUCACCCCAACGGAUGGGGCGGUCUUCAGCAGCAGAAGAUGCGUCAGGCAGCUGUAAAGGCGGGUCUCGUUCCCAACGUAGACGCUGCUCGCCGAAGAGUACAGUUUGUCACGGAAGGAGAAGCGAGCCUGUACUACUGUCUCGAGAACGGGUUGUCCUCUGAGACACUGAAGAUUGGGAACAAGAUCAUGAUUGUAGACGCUGGAGGGGGAACAGUUGACCUUAGUUCCUACUGCAUCAAAGAUCUACGACCGCUGACAGUAGCGGAGGUGGCUGCACCGGGGUGUCGCAUGCAAGGCUCGGUCUUCGUUAACCAACGGGCGUCUGCAUAUCUCUUCGAGAAGCUCAAAGGCUCAAUUUAUGACGAUCCACAAGACAUCGAGAACAUAGUGAGGUGUUUCGAGAACACGGUCAAGCGUAGGUUCAAGGCAGCCACUGAACCCGCAUCCAUCCGGUUUGGCUCGCGCAACGACAAUGAGCCCGACUUCGGAAUAUCGAAGGGCAUCCUCAAGCUGACUGGGAAAGAAGUGUCGAGUUUCUUUGACCCCUCGCUAAAUGCUAUAAUGGACGCCAUUCAGGAGCAAUGGCGGGCCGGGGAACAUGUCGAUACAAUACUCUUCGUUGGAGGUUUUGCUGCCAGCGACUAUCUGUUCAACAGUUUACGCCGAGAACUGUCAGGCGCUGGCACCGAAAUCUCCCGCCCCGACGGAUACACGAACAAAGCGGUCGCUAACGGCGCGGUGGGUUUCUACGUAGAUCGGAUCGUAUCCACACGCGUGGUGCCGACUACCUACGGCACUGAUGGCGCCACUUUAUACGAUGCUAGCAACCCGGAGCAUGUAUUGCGAUCCGAAAGUGUCUACACGGACCCCGCUGGAGAUAGAAUGGUACCCAAUAGGUUUUUUACCAUUGUCUCGAAUGGAACCACAGUUCAUGCGGAGAAGGAGUAUACAAUUAAAAUGCAUCAAUUAUGGCAAAACCUUGGUGGAAAAGAGUUUACGGUGGAGGCGGAUGUCAUGUCCUACAGUGGUACUAGUGUCAAUCCCCAGUGGACGGACGUCGAGUCUGGAUCAUACCAUAAACUCUGCACCAUCUCUUCAGAGGUUUCCGAAGCUAUUAAAGCACUGCAGCCAAGGCGGGGCAAUGGACGCAGGACAUAUUACCAGCUGGGCUUCAAUGUCGUAUUGCAAUUUGGAUCCACAGAGCUCAAAGCUCAGAUAUCCUGGAUGGAGAACGUAAGUACUCACCGUAAAUUUACUACCGCUUAG